Molecule: messenger RNA, 7116 nt
Organism: Carassius auratus (goldfish)
Lineage: Eukaryota; Metazoa; Chordata; Actinopteri; Cypriniformes; Cyprinidae
Product: von Willebrand factor D and EGF domain-containing protein
Exons: 33
Coding region: 247-6102 (1951 amino acids)
Biological process (GO): anatomical structure development
Cellular component (GO): cell surface; extracellular region
Molecular function (GO): signaling receptor binding; calcium ion binding
Source: RefSeq, a predicted model, not a curated record
CACACACACACACACACACACACACACACGAGGGGGACAAAAAUGGUCCAGGUUUCUUCUUACUGCCCAUAAAUUAAGGACAAUAUGUUGCGCGCGAGGGAUCUUCCUUAGGCUUUUGUUGUAGGAAUGCCAACAUCAGGAGCAGAGUGUUCAAUCACCCCGCGAACUUUUUUCCUGUGUUAGCAAGCUGCCCCAAACUUUCCGAUGAGUUCCUCGUGGAAAACCGCGCAACUGUGAGUCUCAGACAUGGAACUUUUCAGCGUCUUUUUAAACUCACCCAUCUGCGUCUGGUGCCUGUGUUUAUUCCCGCUGAAGUUACUUGCGCAGCUGGCUCCAGAGUGCUAUCCGGGCGGAUACAGGACAUUGAGAAAUGCAUACCGUAGCGUUGAUUUCGACUCUACUGAACUUCAGAACACAGCGAUACAGGAUCUGAUAUGUGACCAUUCGCUGCCAGCCGGAUGGUACCGAUUUUCCAUAAACAACAAGCCCGCGGAGAUGCCGACCCGCUGCGUUGAGAUGAACCGCUGUGGGACACAGGCUCCAGUGUGGUUGUCUCUAAAGGACAGCUCUCUUCCGAGGCCUGGAGAGGUCAAGCAGCUCUCGGCCUGUGCCACUUGGCAGUUCUUCCAUGGAAGCACCAAAGACUGCUGCCUCUUCCGUAUACCAAUCUCUGUCCGGAAUUGUGGAAAGUUCCUACUCUACUUCCUGCAGCCGACACAGGGUUGCAUGGGAUACUGUGCGGAAGUUGCUUCACCAUACACACCUAAAUUGUGCCCACCUGGAGAAACAAUAGUUAACAGUGUAUGUAAGGCAAACGUCCCCUCACUGACCUCAAAACCCUUGGUGACCCCAGAGCUGGUCGGUAGCAGUGUCCACCUCCGCUGCUCCUUUACUGGGGUGACGUCCAUGUGGCCGGUGGGGUAUCAGGUUGUGUGGGCCAGAUACUCCUCCAACACCAUGAAGGUGGAGAUCAGACGAGACACAACCACCAGACUCUACUCACUGGUGGAGAUGGACGGAGUUCACUUCAGACUGGGAGAAACGUUUUCCUGCAGCGUGUCCACCUUCCUGUUAAACUCCUCCAGCUUGCAGUCGGCAUCUAAAGAAAGCGCUGGGUUUUUCGCAGGAAUUAAGUUUGUUCCAGAUGUCCUGCACAUCCGUGAGGAUGCUAAAAAGCACGUUUUGGCCGUACACAGCACUGUCCCUAUUCCCUGCCAUGGGUUUGAGCACAACCGCCGCUGCAAAGUGACUCUUGCUCUCAGCGUACAUGAAGCAGACAAUGUAGUUGUGAAGGUUUCAAACGUGGCCUUAUCAUCCUGCUCGGUCGAGCUCCUGUCCCAGCCCUGUCGAAACAGCGUCUGUGCUCAGGGUACCGUGACUCUCAGCGCUGUUACUGAUUUCACCCGGGACGGGGACCGGGUCAGCUUCCUCUCCACUCAGCCCGCCGAAGGCAGCCCUCGUCUCUGGAGAGGUUACAACCCUCCUGCACUGAAGAUCACAGUUCAAGAUGUUCCAACGGCAACCUGUUACUCCCUAACUGACCCUCAUGUCAUUACAUUCGAUGGCAGGCGAUACGAGAACCAGCAAACAGGCACGUUUUUGCUUUAUAAGAGCACAAAGCGUGUUUUUGAGGUCCACACGAGGCAAUGGGAUUGUGGGAGCCGACAUUACUCUGUGGCGUGUACCUGCGGAGUGGCGGCUCGAGAGGGCAACGAGGUUGUGACCUUUGACAUGUGCAAUGGGAAGCUGCGAGAAACUCGCCCCCACUUGUCCGUCAAGGCAUUGGGACCAUCCAUAACAAAUCAGAUUAAGAUCCAUGAGACGCAUCAAGGGAAGAAAGUCACGAUCGUUUUUGCCUCAGGGGCGUUUGUGCGAGCAGACAUCAGUGAUUGGGGAAUGAGUCUGUCCGUCAGGGCUCCAAGUCAGGACUUUAACGCCACCAGAGGCCUGUGUGGGUUAUUUGACCGGAACAGCCACAAUGACCUCCACCAUCCUGCAGGCACAAGCUACCAUGACAAAAACCUAGAGGAAUUCAUUCAGGACUGGAGGAUCACGCCUGGGGAGAGCCUGUUUGACAGCACGCCACCUGCCGUGGAUGAGGAGAUAAAGUGGAAUUUCUGUGCUUGUCAAAGGGGAUACAGCCUGUCCCUCCAUUCAGCACGUGCCUCCGAAGACCUAUUAAACCCGCCUGCCAUCUCUCGCUGCCUAUCUCACGACGACACAGAUUUCACAACCCUAUUCCCUUACAAAGAUGCCACUGCCGAGUACACCGUUAAAACUGUCUCCACCCGUAACGUCCAGAAGCGGGAGGCGUUGAUUGAAGUGUCAGAAUUAGGUGUUAAACUGAAGUCUCAAGUGUCCCAAGGUCUGGCAGAAAACUCUCCUUCUUUAGAGGAAUUAGAAUUAGACUCAUUAUUUAAAGUUGAUGCCCCUCGCUUGAAUGAAUCUAAGGUGCCCUUACCAAGCUCAGGUGGAAGGCCUAAAAGACAAACCCUUGACAUUUUGCCCAUUUACACCGUCCAGGCCCUAAGCCAGACUGACCUCGAAAGUUUUGCCUACUUCUUUCCAGAUGACCACCGCUCUUCCAACCAUCCAGCUGCCCACCCUUCCUGGCCGACAGCUAGUGGCCUCAAUUCUGCCAAAGCUUUGGAGGUCUGCCAGCUGGCCUUGGCGAACUCAACCGUGGGCACAGUAUGCAAGAGUCUGCUGGGUCGGCGCCUGGAAGAAGCUGUGGAUCUCUGCAUCCUGGAUCUUCAGUUGAAAGAUGAUUUGGCCUGGGAGGAUGCCCUUGUGUCCUUCCUGGAGAACGAAUGUGAACGGAAGUGGCUGGAGAACCGAAACCAGCAUUCCCAGGCUUCUAGUCCAUUGGCGGAUAUCGCAACAGCCCUACGUUGUCCAAAUUUCUGUAAUGGAAAUGGGGAAUGUGUAGAGCGGGGAUGUCAGUGCUAUCCAGGCUACAGCUUUCACGACUGCAGUCUUACUAUCAGUCAGCCAAUAGAAAUCACAGGUCUGGAGAACGACGGUUUGUGUGACGUUCGUGAGUUCGACUGUGACAGCGUGAGGGUUUUUGGGCUGGGAUUCAUCGACUCACCUGACCUUGCUUGUCUUGUAACCAGACUAAAGCACAUGAAUGGAGUUUGGAUCCCUAAAGAGGAAGUCAGAACCAAAGCAACCUUCCUGAGCUCUAAAGCGGUGGACUGCUCCGUCCCGAGACUCAGCAACAUGGACGUCGACAUGAUGGACAUCAUGAUGGCCAGCGAGCAGCCCUAUGCCAGAUGGGAGAUUAAGGUGACUAAUGAUGGUCAUCAGUACAGCGAGGGGAAAUUUUUAACCCUUUAUGACGGUAUUUGCCAGCUGUGUGUGACUGCCUCUGGACUUUGCAAGCUGAAGGAGAAAACGUGUAAUAUAGAUGGGAUGUGUUUUGCUGAGGGAGACUCCAGUCCUUCCGUUCCUUGUCUCCUGUGUAACUCCACGGCCUCCAAAUACACCUGGUCCAUUAAUCAAGCUAAUCGUCCACCGACCUUCCACGCGCCACGGGAUGGACUGCAGACCUUUGUAGGUGAGAACUUUGUGUACCAAUUCACAGCCACGGACCCUGAGGGCUCAGCCCUGCUCUUCCAGCUGGAGACGGGACCCCCUGGGGCCUCGAUUUCCCCGGCCGGGCUCCUCAUCUGGAAAGUGGAUGAGGAGGAAACGCGCAGUUUUCAAUUCACUGUGUCUGAUGAGUGUGAUGCCCAGAGCAGAUUUACAGCCGAGGUGAUGGUGCGGCCGUGCGGCUGCAUGAACGGAGGGACGUGUGUGACUAACAUCAAGUAUCCUGCGGGCAGUGGCGAGUACCUGUGCGUGUGCCCGGCUGGAAUUUCUGGUGACCUGUGCCAGGAAGAGCAGAAUGAAUGCAGCUCCAGCCCGUGUGGAGCAGGAGUGUGUGUAGAUCUGGUAGACGGCUUCCAAUGCCAGUGUCCUGCUGGACUCACAGGUGCCACAUGUCAGGACGAUGUGAAUGAGUGUGAGAGACGCCCAUGUUUUCCUGGCGUCAGGUGUGUGAAUGGCUUCGGCUCCUUCAGGUGCGGCCCCUGCCCUCGGGGCCUGCAAGGAGAUGGGAUCUCCUGCAAAGCACCAGCAAGAUUGGUCACAUCUCGUCCAAUCACCUCAUCAACGCGACCCGCCGUGUGGCCCAUCAACAAAACGCCCGUCCCCCUUUCUAAAACGACCUCCACUCACCUCCCGCCGGAGACCGACGAAUCUCCAAGCAAGACCUCGGUCAGCAAAGCCGCCACCAGCACGAGUCAGAGAACUGGUUUUCCCAAAGGACUAAACGCGACAUCCAAGUGUGCAAGUAGGCCGUGUUUUCCAGGUGUUCAGUGCAUUGACCUCCGGCCGCCCUACACUGGCUACGUCUGUGGACGAUGUCCUCCAGGAUACCAGGGCAAUGGGCGCACCUGCACAAAACAAUCAAAGCAAAGCACACCCCGCUACUCACCACAACUGACCCAAGUUACGAACAACCUACCCCAUGUCUCCCACGGCUUUCCCCAUCUGCACCUACCCGUUCUUCCAUUCAGGCAACCUCAGAGACGCCUAUCCUCACCAGCGAGGGUCCCACUCCAUCAGGUCACCACUCGCAUCCCCCUCUCACCAACCUUUCCACCUGUCACUGGGAAAGAGGAGUUGGAGCUGACUGGAGGACACACACCAGCCUCAACCAGCAGCAGGGAUCACCUCCUCUCUCGCUCUCACAGUCAACUGAACGUUCUUCCGAGUCCAGAGGAGCGAGAUGCUUCAUUUAAAGUCUCUGCAGGUGGAUUUGCAGGCGUCACGCCUGGAAAAGUCACAUUACCUCACACUUCAAGGCACAUUAAAGCACUAAGGAAGUCACCAGAGCAAUCCAGUCUGGUCACAAUUAUCCGACCUCGACCUUGGACACCUCUAGACUCCCAGAAACCCCUAACAGCAGCCCUAACCUCCCUUUCUUUCUCCUUUCCGGAGACUGAGUUCUCUGCAGAUGGAGGCCUUGGGGCCAGAAUCCAAGACCCCUAUGAGACGCAACCACUACCUCAGGAGAGUUACACCUACCUUGGUGGGCAAAGCCAAACCAAAAUCUUGGAAAACCAACCAACUCUUCAGAAUGGAGUCCACUGUGAGCUUGCAGGGGAUGGGAAACCUAUAUGUGGAAGGUGUCCUUUGGGAUACAUUGGAGAUGGGCAAAUGUGCAGAGCCGUGUGCAGACAUGCCUGCGGUAGAAACAUGGAGUGUGCGGCCCCCAACACAUGUCGCUGCAAGAAGGGAUAUCGUGGUCCCAAUUGUAAAACAGCAAUCUGCAGUCCAGCUUGCCUGAACGGAGGGAAAUGUGUGGCGCAAGAUGUAUGCGAUUGCAUGUCAGGUUACCAUGGAGAGGCUUGUGAAAGCGCUCUCUGCAGUUUGCCUUGCCUGCAUGGAGGCACCUGCGUGGGACGAAACACCUGUUCGUGUCCCUAUGGCUUCGUAGGGCCCAGAUGUGAAACCAUGGUGUGCAACAGUCACUGUCAAAACGGUGGGAAGUGUGCAUCACCGGAUGAGUGCGAAUGUCUGGUGGGGUGGACGGGACCAUCAUGCGAGACCGCUCUGUGUGACCCUGUGUGUCUCAACGGUGGAACCUGCAUUCGGCCGAACUCCUGCACCUGCCAGCCUGGUUUCUACGGGGCUCGGUGUCAAACCGCCGUGUGCAGCCCACCCUGCAAGAACAACGGACACUGUAUACGAAAUAACAUCUGCUCAUGUGUGGAGGGAUAUUCUGGGCCACGCUGUGAGAAAAGUGUGUGUGAGCCGGUGUGUAUGAACGGAGGGCGAUGCGUCGGACCAGAUGUGUGUGACUGCGCGUCAGGCUGGAGCGGAAAGAGAUGUGAUAAACCUGUGUGUCUGCAGAAGUGUUUAAACGGAGGUGAAUGUGUGGGGACGAACACCUGCCACUGCCGUCCCGGCUGGAAGGGAACUCUCUGCCAAAUCCCAAUCUGUGAACAGAGGUGUUUAUACGGAAGCCGAUGUGUUCAACCUAAUGUGUGCGCUUGCAGAAGUGGUUACAUGGGAACCCUUUGCUCUAAGAAGCUUCCUGUCCAGAGAGGGUAAGGAAAUGCCACGAGUCAUUGCUGCACUGAGGACACUGGGCCCAUAUUUUACUACUUAUCAACCUGACAGGGUUACACCAUCUGUUUCAAUUUGUAAAUAUCAUAUCUGAAGAUAUUAAUUUAUGUACAAGGUAUAAUAUAAUGUUUUUAUUUCACGGUCUUCAAACUUUUCUAUAUUGGUGAAAAUGAUUCCGAACAAAAUAAAUGGGUGUAUUUUACGAAACACUUUGCAGUUCAUUCUAACGUCCAUCAUUCCCGCACUUUACCCAGAAGAUCUAAAUAUUUUUUGCAAUUCCGUUUAGUGAUGGACGGCAGUGGCAAAUAAAUGUCAUGCUUCACCUCUAAAAAUGACCUUCGAUUUGUUUGGCCAGAUUUGAUUUGUAACACACUGCAGUGUAAAGCAGAGUUUGACCGAAAAACGAUCUCUCUUGUUAUUCAAGCCAAGGCAUAGACAAUUUAGCAUCCUUUGUCAUCCUUCCUCCAACUACGUGGCCUGAAAUUCGGCUGCACUCUCUUUCUCAGAGGACGUCCCCUUUAAUGUGACUGGAAUGUUAAAAAACCACGUAAACAUGCUGUUUGUGUCACGCUUGGCGGAGCGUGCAGUGGCUGCAGGUUUAGCGCAGAUCGCUUGGCAAAUAUAAACAGACAUCUCGGUGACAACACAAACAAGCAUCUGAACUAAUUAACGGCCAUUGAUGGCUGCCAUUAAUGAGUCAGCCGCAGAUAGUUCCUCUCAUGCAUAGCUAAUAAUCCAGCUGUUCGUAUACGAUUAGCUGAGGUGCGCAAAAAUAAAGAGAAAAGGACGGCAAACAUUAAACAGCUCGCUGUUUUUUAACGCAGAGGACAAUAAACUGUUCAUCACUAGUUUGAAAGGGUUACGAGGAGGCUGAUUAGUGUUUGAUUUAUUAAUUAUGAAUAUUUAUGAAAUGCACACACAACUGUUCAAAAGUUUGGAGUUUUUCUAAAAGACGUUUAUUCUGCUAGGACGAAUUAAAAUGCUUGAAAGUGACAGUAA